Messenger RNA from Cricetulus griseus (Chinese hamster), 5049 nucleotides. NCBI's taxonomy places the organism in Eukaryota, Metazoa, Chordata, Mammalia, Rodentia, Cricetidae. The record is from RefSeq and is a predicted model, not a curated record.
AACACAUCCCUGCCUUAUAGUGGGAUGUUGAGGUCUCAUGUGAUAUAUUGAAUGCUGGAUUGAGAGUGAAAGUAGCAUGGCUGUGUGGGUAUUUGUCAUUAUUGGGUGUUUUACAUAUUUUGAGGUACGGUGCUUACUGAAUGGGUUAUCACCACCGAAAAAUUAAAGGAGCAUGAGUUGGAGGCUAUCUUAUAGUGAGUGCUUCGUGCCACGAAGUACAUAAAUCACAUAUGCAAGCCGUCAGGAGCUAUGUUUGUAGGUGUGAGCCCACACAUUGAUUUUUAAGAUCACGCUUGUACACAGAAAGCCUGCUAGGAUACAUUGGCGUUCCAUAGUCUCUGGUCUUAAUUUUGCUUGUCUAGGAAAAAUCCAUAGGUAUGUGGGUAAUUAAGGAAGUGCAAUACAUAUUUAAAGAAGGAGGUGACGGAGGUCCAUGCUCCCCGCACAUAGACAAGAGCUUACAGAUGUGUCAGGGCUCGGCUUCAACACACAAGUACCAAAGCACUCAGCCAUUAUGAAGCAGGCUUAGGAGUUUGGCCAUCUGUUGUUAACAGUGAGUUAUUUUAUCCCAAUGUCUGCUGACCCCUGGUCUGAUCCUUCUCUUUUUCCCUCCCCCUGACCUCUUGCUUUCUGGGAAGAGAGAACCACAGUGAGAUUGAGCGGCGCAGGCGAAACAAGAUGACUCAAUAUAUUACGGAGCUCUCCGACAUGGUUCCCACCUGCAGUGCACUGGCCCGGAAGCCAGACAAGCUCACCAUACUGCGCAUGGCGGUUUCACACAUGAAGUCCAUGAGGGGCACCGGAAACAAAUCUACUGAUGGUGCAUACAAGCCUUCCUUCCUCACUGAGCAGGAGCUGAAACAUCUCAUCCUUGAAGCCGCUGAUGGAUUUCUGUUUGUGGUGGCAGCGGAGACAGGAAGAGUAAUCUAUGUGUCUGAUUCAGUCACUCCUGUUCUGAACCAGCCACAGUCAGAGUGGUUUGGGAGCACUCUCUACGAACAGGUACACCCAGACGACGUGGAGAAGCUGAGAGAGCAGCUGUGCACUUCAGAAAACUCCAUGACAGGCCGCAUCCUGGACCUGAAGACUGGGACAGUGAAGAAGGAAGGACAGCAGUCAUCCAUGCGCAUGUGCAUGGGCUCUCGGCGCUCCUUCAUCUGUAGGAUGAGGUGUGGAAACGCCCCCUUGGACCACCUGCCUUUGAACAGAAUAACCACCAUGCGGAAAAGGUUCAGGAAUGGCCUUGGCCCUGUGAAAGAAGGAGAAGCCCAGUAUGCUGUGGUCCACUGCACAGGUUACAUCAAGGCUUGGCCACCAGCAGGAAUGACCAUCCCCGAAGAAGACGCUGAUGUAGGCCAAGGCAGUAAAUAUUGCCUUGUGGCAAUUGGGAGGCUCCAGGUGACCAGCUCUCCUGUGUGCAUGGACAUGAGUGGCAUGUCAGUGCCCACGGAGUUCCUGUCCCGGCAUAACUCUGAUGGGAUCAUCACAUUUGUGGACCCAAGAUGCAUCAGUGUGAUUGGCUACCAGCCCCAGGACCUUCUGGGAAAGGACAUUUUGGAAUUCUGCCACCCUGAGGAUCAGAGCCACCUACGGGAGAGCUUCCAGCAGGUGGUUAAGCUGAAGGGCCAAGUGCUGUCGGUCAUGUAUCGGUUCCGCACCAAGAACCGGGAGUGGCUGUUGAUCCGUACCAGCAGCUUCACCUUCCAGAACCCCUAUUCCGAUGAGAUCGAGUACGUCAUCUGCACCAACACCAACGUCAAGCAGCUGCAGCAACAGCAGGCAGAACUGGAGGUACACCAGCGAGAUGGGCUAUCAUCGUAUGACUUAUCUCAGGUCCCUGUACCCAACCUACCUGCCAGUGUUCAUGAGGCAGGGAAGUCUGUGGAAAAGGCAGAUGCAAUCUUCUCCCAAGAGAGAGACCCCCGUUUUGCUGAGAUGUUUGCAGGCAUCAGUGCAUCGGAGAAGAAGAUGAUGAGCUCAGCAUCAGCAUCAGGCAGCCAGCAGAUCUACUCCCAAGGAAGUCCAUUCCCUGCUGGGCACUCGGGCAAGGCCUUCAGCCGAGAGUGGACAGAGUGGCGGGCAAUUCCAGGGCCGGCCCUCGGAGGUCUGGUCUCAGUGGCAGAGCCAGCACCACGGACAGCAGAGCGGUGAGCAGCACUCCCACCAGCAGCCUGGCCAGACUGAAGUGUUCCAGGACAUGCUGCCCAUGCCGGGGGACCCGACGCAGGGGACUGGCAACUAUAACAUCGAGGACUUUGCUGACCUGGGCAUGUUCCCUCCAUUUUCUGAGUAGCUUCAGGCAAAACCAGGCUCCUACUCCCCAGGAGCUAUUCUUGUCAUGGCAUAGAUGCCCAUGUUCAAAGGGGGGCCCCUCACCCAGCUUGCCCUGCUGCAGAAUCCCCAGAAGUCCCCCUUACUCCCUAUCUCCCUGGACAUGGCAUCAUCUGGCUCUAACCCACAGGCCUGGCUUCUUGGGUUUGGGACCUUUGUAUUUAUUGUACUUUAUCUGUGUGCUCGGAAGGGGGCCUCCAGGGUCCAUAAAUUCCAUUGUGAAUAAUGUCUAAAUGGACAAUUUACACCCAUCAAGUGUUUGCCUGGCAUCCACAGUGGCUGGCAGCACCAGCAGGUCUGCCUGGUGCAGAAGCUGGGUUUCUUUCUGCUUUUUCACAGCUGCUGCCUGGGGUCUUCAGGUAGGACUGAGAGGCAGUAACUGUGUGUCCUGUGCUGGAGCCAGGCACACAGGGGCCUGAGUGAGAUUCCCACCACUCGCUGUCCUUGAUGGCCUGGGGCCAGGUGUGCUUUGUGCAGUGAGAAUCAAAGUUGUGACUUGGUAGAUGUACUGUGGUGUGUUGGUGUGUGUGGCCAGUGAGAGUGAGAAGCUGUCCCCACUCAGUUGUAUUUGAAAGGAGAGCACUACAGGAGCCUGGGAGCUGGGCUGACAACCAACCUUCCAGGAGUCAGGGCUGGGGAGCUGUUCAUGGUGUAAGUCAUUUCUUUGGUCCGCUGGCCCUUUUACAGACAGCCUCCACUUAAAGUUCCUAGCCCUUCCUUCUGGCGACCUAUGAGAGCACUCAGUCUUCUCUCACUAGGCCUGAGGGACAGUGUCCUGAUUCCAUGAAGAUCGUGGCAUCCUCCCUGCUGUGCAGCAGAGCUGAGCUAUUUCCUGCCUAGCUCCUUCAGGAAGUCACACCUGGCCCUCUGUAUGGGUUCGAUGCCCUGCCUCUCAGUGUCUCUGACACCUUCUGCUCAAUAAGGCCCCUAGGAAGACGGGGCCACAUUCUGGAUGGAGAAGUGUGUUCUGGGGGACCUGAGCCUCCAUCCUCAGCAGGCCGCAGAGCCAGGAGUAUCUCAGAACAGACACAACCAGGCCUUGGAGGCCAGGGACUCGGCUCUGGCCACCCUCUUAUAGUGGUCUUAAGGUGGAACUUUGAGCUAACUUGUAGAAAUUUCUGUGUGGUUUAUCUCUGACACCAGAGUCCCCGUGUCAGUCAGAUUUGACAGAGCUUCAGAUUCCAACCCAUUUUCAAGUCCCAGAGCUCCUCCCACAUCCCAUGUGCUACAGCUAAUGCUCCCUGCCUCCCUUUACAUAAUGAAGCCUCAUCUCAGGUGUCUCAUCACCAUGGAUCAACCCAAGUGUAAGAGAAGCCACAGAACUGCCUUAGGCAGGCCCUGGGGUCCUUCGAAGCUCUUUUAGGAACCCCUUGUUUGAAUGUGGAGGUGCAAGCUCCUGAAACAGCCCUGCCUUGCAGCCUGGCUCCUGGGAUGCUGGGAGUAUAAUAGGUUCCAGGAUCCAUAAGAGCAGAAGGAGCAUGUGGAUUAAAGGCCUGGAAGAGUAGCACUGCGUUCCAAAGCUCAGCUUUGCCUACCAUCCAGGGAGCACCAGUUUUCUUAUAGGACUCACCUGCAAACUCUGCUUAGCUCAGCAGGAAUACCUUGGGGAUCCCUGUCCGUAACAAACUCUGGCCCCAAUGGUCCUCAGACAGCUUUUAACCCUUCCAUGGAGACUAAUAACACAGUCUAAGGUCCAUCCCAGCCUCAGAAUCCCGAAGAGGUCUCCUAUGUGUGCUGCUUGGUACACCUUCUGUCCCAAGCAGCCUGGAGCUGGCCUCAGUUGGUGAGCAUAAGUUAUAAAAGAGAAAAAGGCCCAAAGCUAGCUUCAGGGGCAAAGAAUGUUUUUCAGUGACAAAAACCAGCCAUGGCCUUUAACUUAUGAAUUAAAAAGUGUGGGAGCUGUGAGUUUGGGUUUUUACUACCUUUGGAGGAAAAUUGGGGCUUUUCUUGGGUGUAUGACACAGGUUACAUGGAGUAUCCCUCUCCAAUGUGAGACCACCUGCUUUGUGAGGGCUAUGGCCUAUCAUACAAGCAAAAACAAGUCAUUUGCUAACCAUCAGUAACAAGGCAAAAUUGCAACCCUCUUUGUAUGUGACCAUGGGUUGCUAUGUCCUAACUUGCCAGUCUACCCUACCCUACCCUACCCUACCCUUCCCCAGUGCCACCACUGGGGAAACUGAAGCAGGAAAGGUCAUGAGCUCAGGAGUUGGUCUUGACCAACCUGGGCAACAUGAUGAGACUAAUCUCAAAAAUAAAUAUAUAGCUGAGUAACUUGGCCAUAUUCUAUGUAAGAAGGCCAUAUUCUAUGUACUGAAGAGGUAGCUCACAGGGCAUGGACACAUUUCUACAUGUGACAUGCCAUGUCUUGUGCCCUGAGCUGAAUUUGUUCAGGCAGCUUGCAAAGCCUUGUGGGUACAGGCUGCAGCAACAUAGAGCUGUUCACAGGCCAUGCAGGGCCCAGCAGUUUGCUUUGUCUAACCAUCUAUUUCCUUAAAGAAAAAGAUUCCCAAGCAGGCUUCCACGAACAGCAAGCACUUACUCAUCUCUCUUUUAGCCUUUCCUCUUAAUGGAUGUGAACUGUGCCGUGGGUAAAUCAUUUGUAUUUCUUAAGCGUUCUGUAUGACUAACAGGUAUUAAGUCACUGGGUAUGUGUAUAACUAAUGUAACUGCCUUUUAAAUUUUCAUUACAAUAAAAAAUGACUUUGCUCUGAACAGUGA